Nematocida major is the source of this 300-nucleotide messenger RNA. RefSeq lists its product as uncharacterized. Lineage: Eukaryota; Fungi; Microsporidia. The coding region runs from base 1 to 300 and encodes 99 amino acids. The transcript has a single exon. The record is from RefSeq and is a predicted model, not a curated record.
AUGCGAAGAGCGCCUUUUGAGGAAAAAACAAACGAGGAAAGAGUCGAAGAGGUGGGGAAAGGCAAGAUUCAUUCUGAAAGGCGGGUAAUAAUGGAGUACCUUACGAUGGCCUCGGAGCAGACGGGGGACUACAAUUUAAAGUACGACUUGGCCCUGUGCCUAGAGGCCAUACAGGGAAAGGAGAACAUGCAAGUGAAGGAGCUGAAGGAGGCUGUCGUUGAACUUUCCGCUGAAAACGAGAAGCUGGUCCACCAGUGCAGCGCCCUGCAAAUACAGCUUCUAAACAGAAGCUCCCAGUAG